This is a messenger RNA of Mercenaria mercenaria, 2366 nucleotides long. Its product is annotated as QRFP-like peptide receptor. Gene Ontology annotation, cellular component: membrane. Lineage: Eukaryota; Metazoa; Mollusca; Bivalvia; Venerida; Veneridae. The record is from RefSeq and is a predicted model, not a curated record. Gene Ontology annotation, biological process: G protein-coupled receptor signaling pathway. The transcript has 2 exons. Gene Ontology annotation, molecular function: neuropeptide Y receptor activity. The coding region runs from base 137 to 1273 and encodes 378 amino acids.
AGUUAAGAAAUGCGGUAGUCGGACAUCUUAUCAAACUGGUAAGCGGUCAGACACCGUAGUGGAAGCUAACGAUAACAAUGUAAAGGUAGUAAUUAAAGGAAAAAAGGAAAAGGCAGUAUCUAAAGGUAAUAAGAAAAUGACGCGUCAGAGGGAAUUUUUUGACGGAAAUGCCACUUUUUCUGAAGAUGAUUUGUAUGGAAUAUUGCACGCAAAUGUGGAUUACGUAGGCGAUUUUAAUUUCCUUUUACCUGAUGAUGGCGAUUUCCUUCUUGACGACAUGUCACGAACAAUGAAAACUAUUUUGUGUGUUUUAUACAGCCUUCUCAGCGUUGGUGCUUUUGCAGGAAAUGCAUGCAUAUUAAUCGUGAUUAUUGCAAAACGCUCACUGAGAACGGUAACGAACACUUUCAUACUGUCGUUAGCUGUAAGUGACAUUCUAAUCGCCGGAUGGAAUAUGCCACUGCAGCUGUUAUUUCAUCUGAACAACGAGUGGACGUUUGGCGAGACGAUGUGUAAGCUGACAAGCUUCAUACAGGGUGUUGGUAUUAUUACUAGUAUACUGGCGUUGUCCGCAAUAGCAAUUGAAAGGUAUCACGUGAUCUGUAACCCGAUUAAAGCUCGAUACAUACGUAGCACAAAGUCAGCUGUCUUUUUGACCGUUACAAUCUGGACGACUGCUAUCCUUGUCAUGCUUCCACAUCUUUGGAUUCAGCGUUUACAACAACGGUUGUCAUGGCAACACGAAAAAUACCCACCAAUUCGAAUCGCGUAUCUCUGUGUUGAAUACUUUCCGAAGUUUUCAUACAAUGUGUGCUAUUCAUUUGGAUUUUUCUUCAUAUUCUAUGUUUUGCCAGUAAGCGUUAUGACGUUUGCAUAUGGUAAAAUGGCUAACGUUCUUUGGGUACGGACUCAAAUCGGAGAACCUUUGACACAAACGCAACUUGGCGACAAAAGAGAAUUGCAGAAGAGAAAUAUUAUUCGGAUGCUUAUUGUUAUUGUGCUGUGUUACAUUAUAUGUUGGCUCCCUUUCUUUGCCGUCCAUAUAGUGAUUCUUUUCUGUGAGUUCACAAACACCGUUCGCAUAAUACAAGCAUUUGCGUUGCUGUUCGGAUAUUCAAAUGCAUUUGUUAAUGCGUUAAUAUACUUUUUCCUAAAUGCUAAAUUCAACCAGCUUAUAAAAGAAAAGCUUGGACAAUUAUGCAAUAGAAGUUCCAAGGAUAGGCAAUUUACAAGGAAGCCCACACCGCUGCUAUCACGUAGUACAAGUGUAUAGGAAGUUAACAUUAUAUAAUAGCAUGCCAAAUUCAACCAUCUUGCGUUAAUAUACUUUUUCCUGAAUGCUAAAUUCAACCAGCUUAUAAAAGAAAAGCUUGGAUAAUUGUGCAAUAGAAGGUCCAAGGAUAGGCAAUUUACAAGGAAGCACGUACCACUGCUAUCACGUAGUACAAGUGUAUAGGAAGUUAACGUUAUUUCAUUGCAUGUCAGUCGAUUCAAGGACAAAGUAAUAUAACCCAUGUACAGAAUUGUCUGUUUAAGAAAAUCUGUUUUACUCAGAUUUGCAAGCGUCCGAUAUGAGAGCUUUAUCCUUGACAUUAAGAAUUAUUUUGUUUGUAUUUAGAGGUGUGUACCAAUGCAGUUCAUGAUACAAUUUGUUACAUACUACUUUUCCCGGAGAGAUAAAGAUUGCAUAUAUAUGGAUAAUUUUUAAUAUCAUGCUGUAAGAAAAGGCAUUUUUUCAAGGUUUUGGAUCGAUUUUCAUUUACAGACAUACAAUAAGUAAAUAAUCAGACGUAUAACUGUUUCUAUGCAGAUUUUUGUAUGAUUUUGAUGACUGAAGGUUUUAUCAUUUUAAUAGAAAAAACAUGCACCACGGACACCCGAUUGUAGAAAGCUGUAAUGAAAUACAUAUAUACUAAUUGUGUAUUAUAGUCACCAGGUUUAUCACAUUUCAGUCGAUAUAUUAUCAUAGCUUUUCAGUACUUUGUUGAUUUUGCUUCCCGUUUACCUAUGAAACACGUAUUUAAACAAAACAUACAUAGCAUUCCUGGUAAGGAUAAUAAAACAUUUAUUGUUGUUACAUUCUAUCCAAAGAUAAACAUUGAACACAACCGACCUCUUGGUAUUAUAAAUAUGUUACAAUGAAUUAAUGAACGGCGAAAUUGUUUACCAAAAGACGAUAUCGUAAACGCUAAUGUGGUUGUUGUUACAAAAUGUAGGAAAAACUAUCUGUGAUUAUAUAUCAUUUACAGCAUAAAUAUACACUGUUGUCUCCAUAUCACAAUGCUUAUUUAACCAUCUGAUUUGACUUAACAUGCAUUUCCACUACCGUCCAUGAACAGGUUCAUUCAAACAGAGCCUGCAACAUU